UGUAUACGAGGGCCUGGUUUGACAUCCAAAGUGCUUCCCAACCCGUACCCAAAGAGAAGAGAGGGCGGCCAUAACUUAAUCGAUUCUCCACUUUUGAUUUCUAUAAUUUCCGACAAAUCCACCAAAAUCCCUCAGCCUCAUCCGUCAUCCUUCAUCCCUCAGUGUGUAGAAGCAAAGAACCAAAGAAGCAACGAAGCAAAGAAGAUGAAGGCAGCUCAGCCUCUGAUGCUAGUUUUGGUGGGUUUGCUUGCGCUUGCAGGAGCACCUUCCACUUCAGCUUCCACAGUGCCAGCUUUCCUCUGGUCCCCUCAUUACCAUAUAGUCAAGGCAGCCGUAAAUUAUCAGACAAUAUCCCCCAAGGAUUUAGCAAAGUCUCUUCUUACCGAAGGUGGCUGGUCCAACGUACUGUGCUCUGCAAACAACGUUCAUCAGCCUCUGGAGCUGGCUCUUGUCUUUGUGGGUCAGGAGUUACAAUCUUCAGAUGUUCCUGCAAACAGACAUGCAGAUCCAGCUCUUGUGGACUUGCUGAAAACCUCUUUCUCAGGAUCCAAUUUCUCCAUGGCCUUCCCUUAUGUUGCUGCACCGGAGGAUGAUUCUAUGGAAAAUUCUUUGGUGUCAGAGAUUUCAGAGACUUGUGGACAGGAUUUAGGACUCAGUAAUGUUGCUUUAUUGGGGUCAUGCUCUAUUGAGGGUGAAAAUGUUCAAAAGCUCACAAAUGUGCAAUCAUUCCAUGAUUACCUUGUUUCAAGGAUGGAGAAGAGAUCCAAUGGGGAAGUAGAUUUGGUUGUGUUCUGCCAUAAAGGAUCUGAAUCUUCCAAAGAACUUGACCAACCACAUUCUGAAGGUAAAGUUUUUUCUGAGCUAGUUAAUUCCUUGGAUCAAUCUGGGGCAAAGUAUGGAGUUCUAUAUGUUUCAGAUCCCAGUAAGUCGAUCCAAUAUCCUUCUCAUCGAGAAUUAGAAAGGUUUCUGGCUGAAAGUGGUUCAGGAAAUGCAUCAGCCAAUUCUACGGCCUGUGAUGAAGUUUGUCUAUUAAAAUCAUCUCUUCUAGAGGGACUUCUAGUUGGAGUCGUGUUGCUUAUAAUCUUAAUAUCGGGCAUUUGCUGUAUGAUGGGGAUUGACACUCCAACGAGAUUUGAGACGCCCCAAGAGUCUUGACUUGUACAUGCGAGAUAACAGUCAUCUGUUAUGGUGCUAGCAAUUGGAUCUUAGGUAACUCAAAGUUGUUGCUUGUUAUAUAUAGUUGCAGUGGGAUGUUACCUUUGUAAUAUUUGUUCACUUUCUCAAGAGCGUUCUGUUAUGUUGGCAAUAAUGAUUUAGGGUUAUUUUAGAAUGUGUAUCCUCAUGAUAAUUUUGCUUUUUUUUUUUUCUAUCGAUUGUCUGGCUGUGUAACUGAUUACAGUACAGAAAAUCUUAUCAGUUUACUACCCUCAA
Molecule: messenger RNA, 1431 nt
Organism: Pyrus x bretschneideri (Chinese white pear)
Lineage: Eukaryota; Viridiplantae; Streptophyta; Magnoliopsida; Rosales; Rosaceae
Exons: 9
Coding region: 205-1155 (316 amino acids)
Source: RefSeq, a predicted model, not a curated record